This is a messenger RNA of Corvus hawaiiensis (hawaiian crow), 2118 nucleotides long. It is a transcript of the gene IQCK, whose product is annotated as IQ motif containing K. Gene Ontology annotation, molecular function: protein binding. NCBI's taxonomy places the organism in Eukaryota, Metazoa, Chordata, Aves, Passeriformes, Corvidae. The record is from RefSeq and is a predicted model, not a curated record. The transcript is spliced from 9 exons. Bases 1 to 729 code for a protein of 242 amino acids.
AUGGCGGCGGGCGGGCAGCGGGGCGGCCCCGGGCGCGCAGAGCAUGAAGCAGAACAGCCUCAAUUUUCAGAUGUUCUUCAAUCAAAACAAGAUUCUGAAUCAAAAGAAGGAUCAGUGCCUUUGGAAGCAGAAAUGUUGCAUCCAUUACACAUGGAACAACCUUUUUCUGCCCCUGCAGCCCAAAAUCUGCUUUCCAUAUUCCAGGAAGCCCCCUCUGGAGAACCCCCUGAUCCAAAAAAAUGUUCUCCUCGAGAAUUCUUGGAGUUUUACAUAUUCCCAGUGCUCUUACCUGGACUAGCUGCGCUCCUGCAGGAAGCAGAGAAGGAGAAGUGUUUUGAGGAAAAAAGAAACAAAUUUAUUGCCUCUGACUUUCUAACGGAGUGGUUAUACAACAAGAACCCAAAGGAGAAAGAUGAGUCAUUCACGGAAUUGUUUUCCAUUCCUUUUGUUAAGGACUGGCUAAAGGACCAUCCUAGACCACCAAUUCCUCUAUCUCUGCUUAUAUCAGAAGAAGAAGCAAGCAUACUAAUUCAAUCCUUCUGGAGAGGUUAUCGGGUGCGUUGUGAUAGUGAGAUACAAGAGCUACGUCAGUGGCAAAAGAAGUUGAGAGAGGAGAGACACAUUAAUAAGAUAGUGAAAGAAUUCUGGACUAAGCAGGAAGCCAAAGUGAGAAGAAAAUCAGAAGAGCUGGACAAACAUACACAAAAUCCUUCAACAUCUCAAUUUUAGUUUCCUCACUAAAACUGCAAAGCACAGAGCUCAUGGACUUUGUGAUACUGAUUUAGAAACUCUCUUAGCAUUAAAGCCUUUACUUUUGCAUGUGAGGUAAAUCAAAGGCAGAUUAUGUAAGGACCCAGCAUGCCAAGACAAAAUUCAGUCUUAGUCUAAGUGAGCACAAUUCUGUUAAAACAGAUGGAAUGGUGCACAUCUAGCCAAAAAUGUUGAAUCUGUGUUUAUCUUGUGUUCCUGAAUGCUCACUUAAAACCUUUUCUGACAGGAACAAAACUCUGGAUGAAAUUAAACGGGGUUACACCCACGCGUAGGCAAAGUGUUAAAGCUAAAGCAAAAAUCUUCAUUUAUCAUAAACUGGACUUCUCUGACUCCUGCAGAGCUGUGACAAUUUACACAAAUCCAGGCUCUGUUCAGGAUGGUUUGAUUUGCAGAAAUGCUGUGCCCCUGCCAUUCCAACGGAAGGCAACGAGAGCUGGGGUUGCUCUGCAUUUCUGCAGGGGAGAAAAGUCAAAGGCCCUUUUGUUACUACUUAGCACAUGUGCUGAGAAAGUGUAGAAUUAAGAUCCCAGUGUCAGCAUUUUCAGCAGUUUUAUGCAGGCUACUUACUUACAUCAGGUCCAAGCACCGUAAAAAUCAGAUUGGGCCCCUUGCUAAGGAACCCUUAUUAUUUUUUUAACUUAGCCCUGUCAAGCACAGUCCUUUAUAAUUUCACAAUUAGAGAAGAUAGUAGCAGAACUGCAAAUAAUUCCAUGUGAGUCAAAGGUGUAGUUGUUUUGAAUGGACACAUGCUAGUGGUCUCUUGCACUUGCUGUGGUUCCAGAGGGGAUUUCUUCCAUCACUUGCACAGACUUUGUCUUCACUGUUACACCAGUACCCACCCCUUGGGUUUUUUCCUGGUUGGUGAUGAUGGUUAUUACACCAGAUCUGGAAAAUCAAACCACUUGAAGAAAAAACUCUCAUCCUGCACCCUUCAAGCCCAGCUGUAUUCUCCUGUCCUCUUCUUUUCCAAGCACAAGCAAUUGAACCAGAACAGGAGACUGCUGAGCCAACAGGGGGAAAAAAAUAUCCCUUUUGUGUUAAGAGUUUGGCUGCUGAGCUCCUUGACUGGCUCACUGUGGGUUUGAUAAGUGCCAGAGCUAAGGGCAAGUGUGGGAAUGUGGCCAAAGGUGGAGGAAUGUGGUUUAGGAGUCCUUUCCUUCAGUUUAACUUUGCUUGUAUUGAGGAACUGUACCAAGGGACAAUUCUGUCUGUAGCACUUCUCACUGCAAUGGAAAAUUUUUGGGUGGAUUUUAAAACCAAGUGGACGCAAACAUUGUAAGUAAAUAGUAAAGCCUUUAUUCUCGUUAAGAACAGCAUUUUGAAAAUAAAACAUUUGCCCAUGCUUUA